AUGGGUCGUUGGAUGCGAGUUCCGCGUAAAAGUGCCGACGGUACCUUCACUUCGCACAAUCAGCACAGUAAGGUAGCACCACAAGUGCGACUGAUUGACUACGAACUUUACCGUUACAUCCGCGGUGCUGUGAUGGACAUCAUGCAUGAUCCAGGAGCUGCGUUAGCCAUCAUUGCUUUCUGUAAUCUAUACAAGUACAAGGUUCUUAAAAGCACCGCUAUGACUGCUUAA
Angiostrongylus costaricensis is the source of this 231-nucleotide messenger RNA. The record is from the annotation of a GenBank genome assembly. NCBI's taxonomy places the organism in Eukaryota, Metazoa, Nematoda, Chromadorea, Rhabditida, Metastrongylidae.